AUGGCGAAUCGUGGUUGUUCUCUUCUCGUGCGCAACUUGCGCUAUGAAACAACUCCUGAAAAGGUUCGAGAAGUUUUCGAAAGGGUUGGACGUGUAAAGGAUGUCUAUUUGCCCAUUGACCACACCACAAGGGAACCCCGGGGCUUUGGUUUCGUAGAGUACUUCGAGGAAAAGGACGCUCAAGAUGCUGUUCGCGAGUUCGACAGGUUUCUACUCGAUGGCAACGAAAUCUCCGUAAUUAUCGCACAAGACAGAAGGAAGUCUCCCCACACUAUGCGGAGGAUCCUGGCGGAGCGUCAGAAUGGGAGGUACAACCGAAGCAGCCCCCCCAUAGGCCGCGGGCCCCCAGGACGUGAGGGGUACCGUUAUGAUGGCCGUUACGAGGGCCGCUCUGGCUCUGGGCGCUACGAGAGAGACCACGGGGCGUACGAAGGCGGCUAUAAGGGCAGCGGGGAGGCGUACGGACGGCGGGGCCGCGAGGGCUACGACGAGGGCUACGCGGGGUACGAUGACUACCGGCGCGACUACAGGGUCGGCAUCGAGGAGGAGAGGCGGCACCGUGGGGGGCGCAGCAGAAGCAGAUCGAGGCCUCACGAUGGCUAUCGCGGAGACCGCUACCGCUACCCGACAGGGGAUGGGGGGCGUCGCGCGCGCUAUCAUGAAAGGGAACGCGAUGAGGACUACGCAGCACGGCCUUACCCAGGUGCGCAUUAG
Messenger RNA from Eimeria acervulina, 714 nucleotides. RefSeq names its product RNA binding motif-containing protein, putative. Lineage: Eukaryota; Apicomplexa; Conoidasida; Eucoccidiorida; Eimeriidae. Gene Ontology annotation, molecular function: RNA binding. The transcript is spliced from 5 exons. Bases 1 to 714 code for a protein of 237 amino acids. The record is from RefSeq and is a predicted model, not a curated record.